This is a messenger RNA of Anguilla anguilla (European eel), 2085 nucleotides long. Its product is annotated as ubiquitin carboxyl-terminal hydrolase 22-like. Gene Ontology annotation, molecular function: zinc ion binding; cysteine-type deubiquitinase activity. NCBI's taxonomy places the organism in Eukaryota, Metazoa, Chordata, Actinopteri, Anguilliformes, Anguillidae. The record is from RefSeq and is a predicted model, not a curated record. The transcript is spliced from 14 exons. Gene Ontology annotation, biological process: protein deubiquitination. The coding region runs from base 464 to 2020 and encodes 518 amino acids.
UCGGAACCCUGUUUUAGCUGACCGGGAGGGGGCGUGAGCUCUACAGGAAACGACACCUACCCCCGCCAAUAGAGGGCGAAACUCUCCUCUGGUGACCAAUCACUGCGAGGCAUUGGGCGGGCUCCACAAUGCUCGCCGUGUUCUGUUGAAUUCUAUUGCCGACCAUUAAAAAAAAUAAUAAUCGGGAGAGUGGAAGUAGAAGAACCAGGGGUAACGCGACAGACAUACAGACAGGGCUGUAUUUAAAGGGACCGGUGGCUAUUCUCAACAAGAAAACGAAACAUCAGUAAUUUGAUGGUCUUUAUUACUGACCCUUGGAUUUUGGUUUGGCUGUCUCAUUUUAAAUCCGGACCGUUUCUGUGCGGCUGGCUAGCUGACUGGCUAGCUAUAUUCAUUUUCUCUCGGACACGUUUCAUCGUUUAAAAACACUACAUAGCGGGCUAAAUUGAAUGUUGUUUCUGUCAUGAGUCCGGCCGGCUGCGCUCAUGUGAACGGUUUUAAGGUGGAGAACUGGAAGCAGAAUCUACGAGUCAUAUACCAGUGCUUUGUGUGGAGUGGGACUGCUGAAACCAGGAGACGCAAGGUACUACAGAAUGAUGUGGGAUGGACUUCAUUGGCCAAGUCGUGUAUGUGUCACAUGUGCGGCGCCCACCUCAGCCGGCUCCACUCCUGCCUGUACUGCGUCUUCUUCGGCUGCUUCACCAAGAAGCACAUCCACGAGCACGCCAAGAACAAGCGCCACAACCUGGCUAUAGACUUGUUAUACGGAGGCAUAUACUGCUUUGUGUGUCAGGACUACAUUUACGACAAAGACAUGGAACAGAUCGCCAAAGAAGAGCAGAGGAAGGCCUGGAAGUUGCAAGGCGUGGGAGAGAAGUAUUCAACAUGGGAACCAACCAAGAGAGAGCUAGAGCUGCUAAGACACAAUCCCAAGCGCAGGAAAAUCACCACAAACUGCACCAUUGGCCUGCGGGGGCUCAUUAACCUGGGGAACACCUGCUUCAUGAACUGCAUCGUGCAGGCGCUCACCCACACGCCGCUCCUGCGCGACUUCUUCCUGUCCGACCGGCACAAGUGCGAGAUGCAGUCCAACUCCUGUCUGGUCUGCGAGAUGGCCCAGCUCUUCCAGGAGUUCUACUCCGGACACCGCUCCCCACACAUUCCGUUCCGGCUGCUGCACCUGGUGUGGACGCACGCGCGCCACCUGGCCGGCUACGAGCAGCAGGACGCCCACGAGUUCCUCAUCGCCGCGCUGGACGUGCUGCACCGCCACUGCAAGGGCGAUGACAACGGGAAGAAGGCCAACAACCCGAACCACUGCAACUGCAUUAUCGACCAAAUCUUCACUGGGGGGCUGCAGUCGGACGUCACCUGCCAAGUCUGCCACGGGGUGUCUACGACCAUAGACCCGUUCUGGGACAUCAGCCUGGACCUGCCCGGCUCCUCCACCCCCUUCUGGCCCCUCAGCCCCGGGGGGGACUGCGGCGUGGUCAACGGGGAGAGCCACCAAUCAGGGGCCACCACGCUGACGGACUGUUUACGAAGGUUUACACGACCAGAGCAUUUAGGAAGCAGUGCCAAAAUUAAGUGCGGUGGUUGCCAUAGUUACCAGGAGUCCACCAAACAGCUGACAAUGAAGAAGCUGCCAAUCGUGGCGUGUUUUCAUCUAAAGCGGUUUGAGCACUCGGCCAAGUUGAGGAGGAAGAUCACCACGUACGUGUCCUUUCCCCUGGAGCUGGACAUGACCCCCUUCAUGGCCUCCAGUAAAGAGAGCCGAGUCAACGGACAGUACCUGCAGCCAGUGGACCCCCUCAACAACGACAACAAGUACUCCCUGUUCGCGGUGGUGAACCACCAGGGGACGCUGGAGAGCGGCCACUACACCAGCUUCAUCCGCCAGCACAAAGACCAGUGGUUCAAGUGCGACGACGCCAUCAUCACCAAGGCCAGCAUCAAGGACGUGCUGGACAGCGAAGGGUAUCUGUUGUUCUAUCACAAGCAGUUCCUGGAAUACGAGUAGCCUUACCCAGAGGACUCUGAGAGACACGUGCAGCCUUCAGGAGACGAAAGAGAAAAAGGAGAGAG